This is a messenger RNA of Meloidogyne enterolobii, 215 nucleotides long. The record is from the annotation of a GenBank genome assembly. NCBI's taxonomy places the organism in Eukaryota, Metazoa, Nematoda, Chromadorea, Rhabditida, Meloidogynidae.
AUGACCGUCGUUCUACUUCUGCACGUUCACGUUCGCCACCUCCAGAACCAUCUCGUUCGCGAAGCACUUCACAAGUUCCUGCUAAAAAUGCUGAUGAUGCUGAGAGUAUCGAGAAACGAAGCCGCUCUCGUUCUGCCUCGGUUGGAUCGGAAAAGAAUUGAAAAGAAGAUUGUGAAUAAAAUGAGAAGGAAAAAUAAUGAUUUAUAAUCAACUUC